Messenger RNA from Vidua chalybeata, 879 nucleotides. RefSeq names its product germ cell-specific gene 1-like protein. Bases 1 to 879 code for a protein of 292 amino acids. The record is from RefSeq and is a predicted model, not a curated record. Lineage: Eukaryota; Metazoa; Chordata; Aves; Passeriformes; Viduidae. Gene Ontology annotation, cellular component: plasma membrane. The transcript is spliced from 5 exons.
AUGCCAGCCUCCAUGCCAGAGGCAGACAGGAGGCACAGAGCCUCAGCAGCAUUUUCUCUGAGUUUCCUCUCUUUAGUCUUCUCUAUCACAGCUUUCAGCAGCAGUUACUGGUGUGAAGGGACGAGGAAAGUUGCCAAACCCUUCUGCAAAGGGGACAGCAAAGGGGAUCUGUGCAUCCGCUUCAACAGCCCCGACGGCAACAGCAGCCAGGCUGUGCAGUACAUCUGGGAGACAGGGGAUGACAAGUUUGUGGAGAAGAAGUUCCAUGCUGGCAUCUGGUAUUCCUGUGAAGAAAUGAUCAAUGAAGAAGGUGAGAAAUGUAGAAGCUUUAUCAGUCUGACUCCAGCUUCUGACCGAGGGGUUUUAUGGCUGUCUAUUGUAGCAGAGCUUCUCUACGUGGUUUUGCUCCUGACUGGGAACAUUCUCAUGUCAGUAGAAAUAUGCUACUACAGCUCUGUCAUUGAUGGGCUGAAGAUCAACGCCUUCUCUGCAGUGGUCACUGUGUUAGCAGGUCUUCUGGGCAUGGUUGCUCACAUGAUGUACACAACUGUAUUUCAAAUGACUGUAAAUCUUGGUCCUGAAGACUGGAGACCUCACACUUGGGAUUAUGGCUGGUCCUAUGGCCUUGCAUGGACCUCCUUCGCUUGCUGCAUGGCUGCAGCUGUCACCACUAUUAACAAAUACACAAAAACUAUCUUGGAAUUCAAGCACAGAAGAAAAAAGCUGGAAAGGAGCUUUAGGAUUCAGUACAGGUUUCCUGACCACACAGCUCCAGAGAAGGUUUGCAAUGUGUAUGUGAACUCUUUCCAAAACACCACAGAUGACCCCACACAUGCAUUAAGAAGUCUGCGUCACCUGGCCACGAUUUCAGUCCUGUAA